Aplysia californica (California sea hare) is the source of this 2306-nucleotide messenger RNA. Its product is annotated as protein CLN8-like. The record is from RefSeq and is a predicted model, not a curated record. The coding region runs from base 139 to 1026 and encodes 295 amino acids. NCBI's taxonomy places the organism in Eukaryota, Metazoa, Mollusca, Gastropoda, Aplysiida, Aplysiidae. Gene Ontology annotation, cellular component: endoplasmic reticulum; membrane. Gene Ontology annotation, biological process: lipid homeostasis. The transcript has a single exon.
AUCAGACCCCAGAGAACGAACCAAUCAGCUCCUCCCCCUUUCUCUCAACAGACCCCACAGAACGAACCAAUUAGACCCCACAGAACGAACCAAUCAGACCCCACAGAACGAACCAAUCAGAUCCCCGCCCGCCCCGCCAUGGCAGCACCUGUACAGAGGCCACCACCGGCUGUUGAUGUCAUCGAGUCCGAGGAGAUUGUCCAGUGGCUGAGCCCGGCCCUGCUGACCAUCGACUACAGCACGCGGACGGUCAAGUCAACGGUUGUCCUCGCGGCCUUCCUCUCCUUCUCCGCCCUCUUCUUCCUGUCUCUCCUCGUCCUCAACGUGUUCCCCUCGUUCCGAGCCCUGCACCGCAAGCACCGCGUCUUCAUGAGUCUGGCUAUCUGCAGGGGCGUGUUCGGCUUCAGCUGUAUUCUUCUCGGAUCUUACGCCAUUUUCAAGUCGACAAAUCUGGACAGAGACGUGGUGUUCGGUCGCAAUGUGACCUCGGCGAUGUCCAUGUACUUCACUGUCGGGUUCUUCAUCUUCGAGCUCGCUGCCGUUGUCAUAUCGGACGUGUGUUUCAAAACCUUCUCCAAAAUGUUGAUAACACACCACGGCUUGGCGUUGCUAGGUUACGGGCUGGCCGUGCAGCUGGAGGCUAACUAUAGCUUCGGGUGCAAGGCUCUGAUCCUGGAGAUGAGCACUCCCUUCUCGUGCUUGUGUUUCGUGCUGCUCAAGGCAGGGAAAGAGAACUCUGUGCUGUGGAAGGUCAACCAGAUGGUGUUAGUUCACAGCUUCCACCUGCGCAGCGUGGCCGAGUGUCACUUGUGGUACGUCACCUACCAGAACUGGGCCUACAUCCAGGACUUCAUGCCCGCCCCCAUCUUUGUCCUUCUCUACUUUAACCUUGUGCUGGUGACCUUUGUGAUGACGCCAUACUGGGGCUACAAGAAGACGCAGCAGCUCUUUAACCCCGUCGACUGGAACUUCCAGGAAAAUAAACACAACACUUUGUCCAACGGCACUUUCAAAAAACAGGUCUAAAAGACCACGUGAUCAUUUGUGUUACCUUGCGACCACUUUACGACAAACCGUGCAACUGUUUCCAAAAUGGAGCUGAUAAAAAAAGGAUGUUCAAAGAAGAAAAACUAAGGGAUUGUUUACUUUAGGACAACUUCACGACAAUUUCACUGACGUAAUGAUAACUUUUCGACGUUUACAACGAUUUUACGGACAUAACUACAACUUGACAAACUGUGUGAUGAGUGUGGGCUUCACUAUGGCCUCAACAACAACAAUUUGUUUUAAAAGAAUAAAUACUUUCUGUAAGUAGUGUAAGAACUGCUUUUACCAAGCUACGUAUUGGCAAACUCGAUGACUGACUUGUCAUUUGGUAGUUUGUGUACGCUCAGUUCCCUCAGCGAGUCCAGUCUGUUGACUUUGUCCCUCGUCAGAUCAAGGGAAACUUCCUACACUCAUGUUAGAUUAGUUAGAAUGGUUGUCGGUUUUGUAUUGAUUUGCAUUUGUUUAUUAAUUGAAGAGAAUCUUUUUGUUAACCUUUCUAUGUUUCUUUUGAAUACUGGUACAAGUGUACAUGUUGGAAUAUUGGUACAAAUGUACAUGUUGGAAUACUGGUACAAAUGUACAUGUUGGAAUACUGGUACAAAUGUACAUGUUGGAAUACUGGUACAAAUGUACAUGUUGGAAUAUGGUACAAAUGUACAUGUUGGAAUAUGGUACAAAUGUACAUGUUGGAAUAUGGUACAAAUGUACAUGUAUUUGGGGGUGUUUUUUUUCAAUUGAACUGAUGGAGGUCGUAGAGUGGAGAACUGGCUGGAUUGAUUUGUUGAUCGUUUGGUUGGUUGGUUGGUUGGUUGGUUAAUUGAUUGAUCGAUCGAUUGAUCGAUUGAUUGAUUGAUUGAUCGAUUGAUUGAUUGAUUGAUUGAUUGACUGAUUGAUUGAUUGAUUGAUUGAUACUCACCAAGCAGUUUGUCAAAGAGACAGGAAGCAUCCUUCUCUUAACUUACAUUGUUCAGCAUACGUCCGUAAAGCACACAAAAUGUGCCAGAUUUCUCGACAGUGUUAUUGUGUUCUGGCCUGGGCUGUUUAUCAUCAUACUCCCCCGGAUGUAUUCCUGGUCUUCUAUAAUUCUUUUGUUUCCUUUCUCUUCUGAUCAGAAGUCUUGUUUUUACGCUACCCUGUAUCACAUUUACUGUUUUUGUUGACGUGGGUGUGUUCAUAUUAAUUUUGUUGCUGUCGUGUUUUGUUGUUGUUGCUGUUACUGUCGGGUGCUGCUGUUGCUGUUACUGCUGUUGCUGUUACUG